AUGGCCACUCCAACGGAGCGAACAUUCCUCCAGAGAUCCACAUUACUGCCCGUCUUUCCGCUGGAACUCUGGGAUAUCAUCAUUGAAUACCUACAUGAUGAAGAAUCUGCCCAACAUCUGAGCCGACUUGCUCAAACAUGCCCCGCGCUUUAUUCUAGAAUUGAUCCCCAGCUCUACAACAAACCCGUACGCCUGUUCAAUUCAGAAAGCGGUGCUCGUCUUGCUCUCACGAUAGAGAAGCGUCCAGAGUUAGCACCAUUUAUUCAUGAAAUUCGACACAAGCAAGAUGCUGGGUCAGAAUUCUGGUCUCACCGUCAUCUCAAGUUCUACAAGAUGGCUGUGACUUUGCCGAAUCUGGAGAACUUGAGUUUGAGAAAAAAUCCCAGGCCCUUUGAUUCUACUCGGUGGGCUAGUACACAUGCCAGAGAUGACGCCAUGUUGCAAUGGGUGAAAAGGAUUGGCUCUGAAUCAGGGAGCGUCAAAGAGUAUCGAGAGUUGGGAUAUGGACCUUCAGGAGAAUCGUCGUUCAGUCCUCCAGAUCACGAGCUGACUCUCAUGCGAGACAGCGCGGCCGAAACUUUGUUCUGGCACGCUUCUCUUCAAAACCCACCGGGGCUGCCCGCUCUGCGCGUUUGUCACAUCGGAAGCGACUAUGAUCAUAACGAGCACAAUCCUAAGAUGGACGGCAGAUGCCUACCAAUUUUCAACGAAGCACUCUUCUAUCAUCCAGGCUUACGAAAGCUCUGUAUCACUGGCGCUACUUGUCAAAUGUCCCAAUCUAGCCCUAUACCUUCGAAAUUAUCUACAUCCCCUCUGGAGGAACUGACCCUUUUGAACUGCGUCAUAGACCCGUUUGACCUCCAAACAGCGCUCGAGUAUCCAAAAGCCUUGAAGCGGUUCACAUUUAGAGGUCCUAGGUCACAGGAGAUGCUAGACCAUGAAGGAGAAACCCAAUGUUACAUUCAAUCGGUGCUCGAACACGCCAGUUCCCUGGAAUACAUAGAUUACGAUCUUUACUGGGGAGGUGAUGAGGAGACAGACUUUGGUGAACUAGUCCGCCUCAAGCAUCUCACAACAACCCUCGCCACCCUUACAGGGAGGGAAUGCCUAGAACUGGAUCCUCUGGAUGAUAUUCUCCCGCCGAGCCUCGAAAGUCUUACGAUACGAUACGAUGAAGUGAAGGCCUGGCUUCCUUCGGCUAUCUACGAGAUGGUAAAAGAAGAAAAGCUCCCAAACCUGCGUCGCUUUACCUGCGAGGUACCGGAAAUCAUGGAGCACCUUCCAUCAAUCAAUGAAAACAAGUUCAACCCCCCCGCAACCGAGAUAUGUCAGGAGGGCAACACUUGGAAAAGCAAGUUUGCGGAGCUAAAUGUGGAGAUGUCUAUGGCCUCUGUUCCUUAUCCUCUUGAUCUGCCCAAAUACGACGUGUGUUCUUGCGAAUGCCUGUCAUUUUAUCAUCGCAUGUUCUACCAUCCCCGUAGACGACUGGCACCUCCCUGGGAGGAAAACGACUUCGGAGAGGAGGACGUGUUUUUUGAUGAUUGGGCCGAUAUCGAUGAUGAAAUGGCUCUUGAUGCUCUUAUGGAUGACCUUGCGGAGCAGUCUGGAUCUGACGUCUCGGCUUGA
This is a messenger RNA of Penicillium samsonianum, 1626 nucleotides long. RefSeq lists its product as uncharacterized. Bases 1 to 1626 code for a protein of 541 amino acids. The transcript is spliced from 2 exons. The record is from RefSeq and is a predicted model, not a curated record. Lineage: Eukaryota; Fungi; Ascomycota; Eurotiomycetes; Eurotiales; Aspergillaceae.